UGCACGCCCUGCAGUGUGGGCCAAUGGGACACCCAUUCAAAUUAAUGUGUAUAAAGAGUGAAAGGGAAUGGCUAUGUAUUGCUUUUUCAGCCUUGAAGGGAGAAAUAAGACUGAGUGGAUUCUGCAAGCAGUGGGGAGCAUCAUUGGCAGAGCGUCAUAAAAGAAAAGAAGAGGGCCACGCUCAAAUAUAUUAAAUCAUCUUGGGAAGUGUAAAAGAAGAUCCCCAUUGCUGGUUUGAAGGAAACUGAAGGAAUGGAAGCCCACCGGCAUUAUUAUUAUAUUUGAUCAACUGGGUUAUUUAUAUACUCCUCUAGAGCUGUUUGCACUCGUGCCUGGGAUGCUCUGACAGCUGCCGGUAUUGGGAGGAAGAGCCCUGUCAUGAUGAAAGGCAUGAAUGACUGACUGACCGGGUGUGGGGGGUCGCAUGGAGAUCUUGCAGUGUUCUUGCUGUUGUUGUUGGUCCUUGAAACCGUUAGCAAGUCUUAGACCAAGACUAACAAUAGGACAAAAGAUAUGGAUUGCCUUUGGUUUUCCACAACAAUAACAACAAGAGAGGGAAUUAGAAUUGGAAUUAGAAGUGAUAGGAGAGAAAGAGAUCAUGGGGAGAAGUUCAACAUUCCAUUGGUUUGUCCCAUGCUUUUGGACCAAGUUAUGUGUUGUUUUCCUCUGUCUUUUUUGCUUCCUCCCAACUCCUUUGGCUGCUGAAGAGACUACUAGCCUACCUAAUUAUAAUGCUACAGCUGGAUUCUCAGAUACCAAAUUGAAGAGAAUAGCCAGACAUCUCAAGAGAUUGAACAAACCUGCUGUCAAAACUAUACAGAGCCCAGAUGGAGAUAUUAUUGACUGUGUUCUUGCACAUCAUCAGCCUGCAUUCGAUCAUCCUCGAUUGAAAGGACUCAGCCCUCAGGAACCUCCUGUUUGGCGGCCCAAAGGAGAUAGAAGAGGAGGUGCAUUUAAGAAGUUUCAGCUAUGGCAUCACAUGGGAGAGUGCCCAGAAGGGACUGUUCCCAUCAGGAGGACUACCCAACAAGAUAUAAUGAGAGUUGGCUCUGUCAAAAGAUUUGGACGUAAAUCCAAUCGCCAUCCCGCUGCCUGGAAUCCAAAACGCCGGGAUUCUGUUUACUCUGGUGGCCAUGAGCAUGCAGUAGGAUAUGUGAUGGGAGACCAGUACUAUGGUGCCAAGGCCAGUCUGAAUGUAUGGACGCCUCAUAUACAGAAGCCAUAUGAAUUCAGCCUAUCCCAGAUGUGGGUUAUCUCUGGUUCAUUUGGGCAAGAUCUCAACACAAUCGAAGCUGGUUGGCAAGUCAGCCCGGAGCUAUAUGGAGAUUCAUAUCCUCGCUUCUUCACUUACUGGACGACAGAUGCAUACCAGGCUACGGGAUGCUACAACCUGUUGUGUUCAGGAUUCGUGCAGACUAACAACGGAAUUGCCAUUGGAGCUGCAAUAUCACCAACUUCUGCUUUUAAUGGCGGUCAAUAUGAUAUCAGUUUGCUUGUUUGGAAGGAUCCAAAUCAUGGGAAUUGGUGGCUGGAAUUCGGAGACGGGCUGCUAGUGGGCUAUUGGCCUGCAUUUUUGUUCAGUCAUUUGGCAGAUCAUGCAAGCAUGAUUCAAUGGGGAGGAGAGAUUGUCAACACCAGACCAGGAGGCGUGCACACCAGUACCCAAAUGGGCAGUGGUCAUUUUGCAGCAGAAGGAUUUUCAAAAGCAAGUUACUUCAGAAAUCUCCAAGUUGUAGAUUGGGAUAACAGUCUCAUUCCCCUCACUAAUCUCCAAGUUUUGGCUGAUCAUCCAGAGUGCUAUGACAUUCAGGGAGGAGUAAACAACAAAUGGGGAAACUACUUCUAUUACGGAGGCCCAGGCCGCAAUCCCAAAUGUCCAUAAUCUCUCUUUCUAGUCUCAAUACACACACAUAUAUAUACACAAAUACACAUGUAGGAAUGGAGUUCAUAUGUAAUGAAUUCCUGUUUCCUUCUCAUCUGGGGGUUUUCCCAAUUCUUAGUUCUGCAGAGCAGUGUUCCAGAAUGGGUAGGACAUGCUUCCCCGCGUUGGUCGAGGUUCUAAAAAAAGCUGCCAUUUUUUCCCCUCUCACGUACAGGUUGUGUAUUUCAAUGUUAAUUAGGGUUCACACCAUGGAAUUUGUGGCUAAUAUAGUUUAGCACUUAUAACCAGUAUGCUUAAUUUGUUGGGCUUAGCACCCAGAAGCCCUGAUUGUAAAGUUGAGUCAUGCUUCACUCAAAAUAGAAGUCCAGUUAGGAGACAGUGUACUUUGUACUUCCUACCUUGUUCUUUUGUGUCUAAGAGUUUGAAGAAAUAUUUUUCAGAUAUUCAUUAUUCUUCUUUAUGUUGAAUCUACUACAUAUCAAUGACAUUAGAUUUUCACAA
This is a messenger RNA of Cryptomeria japonica (Japanese cedar), 2383 nucleotides long. Its product is annotated as protein neprosin. The transcript has 7 exons. The record is from RefSeq and is a predicted model, not a curated record. The coding region runs from base 599 to 1882 and encodes 427 amino acids. NCBI's taxonomy places the organism in Eukaryota, Viridiplantae, Streptophyta, Pinopsida, Cupressales, Cupressaceae.